Racocetra persica is the source of this 2067-nucleotide messenger RNA. NCBI's taxonomy places the organism in Eukaryota, Fungi, Glomeromycota, Glomeromycetes, Diversisporales, Gigasporaceae. The record is from the annotation of a GenBank genome assembly.
AUGUCAACGAUAACAACGAUAACUACUAAUGAAAAUAAAGACAUCAGAAAUGAAGGCAAAAAUAUAGAUGACGAAAACAAUAUGAUUGAUGUUAUAGUCAUUAAAUCAUAUAAAAUUAACUCGGAAUUAUUAAAUAAAUACUUGGCACAAUUACCUCGAAACAAUAAGCUUGAUAAUAUUCGCAAAAUGCUCCUAAAAAAUGAAUAUGAUAGUGAUGAUGAUCUCAAUAUGGGAUCAAAUUGUCGUUUUUUACAUUUUUCACAAGACAAAGCGGAAAUUAAUCCAAGUAAAGAAUCUAACUUCGGCCUUUUAGAUAUCGUUGAAAAAAAAGAUAGUAAAUAUUUUUUAUAUAUUAUUCAGAAGGCUGAAUAUGAUUUAACCCAAUUAAAGUUUGAAAAAGGAUUCAAAUUUAAUAAAGAUAAUUCUCAACAUGAAAUAGUUUAUGAAUGCAAUCACGAAACAACUGCAGAAUGUAAACGAUCCCUAAUUUUUGAUGUAAAUCUUUCAGCUGCCUUUCCAGAAUGGAUUUCUGUUUCAAUUAAGUUAUCGCAUGAAAAUUCAAAUCAAAUGCUUAAGCUACAUAUGGCGAAUACCAGACAUUCAUGUGAACGGACAAUAAGAGGAGUAAUAUCUAUUUUAAAUGAAAAUAUUAUUGUAGAAAAAAAGUUUAUUGAAGAUGUUGAAAAUGUGGUGAAUGAUACAAUUAAUGAUGAUAAAAUAAGUAAACUUUACGAAAUAUCAGAAAAGUACGGCCAUUUUUAUGCACGGCGUCUUAUUUUAGGUGGAACAAUAAUAAGGAAUAAAGAAUAUACUAAAAAUUCGGGUGUGUUUUUGAAGUCUGAAUUCAUGUCUUCCGAAAAAACCAAUACAAAAACUACCAAUGUACAAGGUGGAGUCGGAAUCGCAAGCAUCCUUAAGCCUGAAUUUAAUGUUGUUAAUGACAAUAAGGAUAUGGAUAACAAUUAUAAUAGCAAAACAAAUUGCCUUGAAACCAUUAUUGGUGGAACAGAAAAUUUUCAAGAUAAAGAUCUUUGGAGAAAAUCUCUUAAUGAUGAAACUAAAUGGAAAAUAAUCGGAUAUGAAGGAGUUUAUUCAUUAUUUGAAUUAUUAGAUAAUGAAUUGAAAAAAAAAGUGUUGAACGUCAUGGGUCAUCAAAUUUUAGAAGCCAAAAUCGAUGACAUCUCUUUCAACACAAAAAAAUAUGAAAAAGAUAAAAAACCAUAUAUCUAUAAAGAGUUGCCGAAAAUCAAAAAUAUUAGCGAGUGCAAUAUCCUUGCAUCAAUUAUGAGCAAGGAAUACAAUGUAUUUUCGCUACAUAUGGAUUAUAUGAGCGGAGAUAAAAACCGUCCUGUGAUUGUUAUUCAUCAUAUUCAAGGUGAAAAAACUUUAAUACCUCAUAAUAAAGUUAAAGAAGUUAAAAUUAAACUCGGAUGGAUUAUCGUUGGACCACAAACAAGCUUCGAUUUUAGUACCAAAUAUCCACAAAUAUUUAAAAGUAAGAAAUACAAACUUCUUAAAGAUAAGGUGCCUAUAAUAAGUAACGAUGACGGCAUGUUUGGCACUUGCGUCUUAGAAGCAACUAAUAUUACUCAAGUAGAAAAUAGCUCGGAUAAAGAAACGGAUGCUUUCCCAAUCGAACACGACCCAAGUAAGUUAUCACUUGUCACUGGCAAUUACCUUAAACGCAAAGAAACUGUAUGUCAAGUGCUUGCACAGUGGUUUGUUUAUGACAUUAAAAAAAAAGAACCAGUAACCAACGAAGAUGUCUUGAAAAGAUUGUCUUUCUACAGUUGUGUUUUCGAUAAAACAAAUUCUCAUCAAGUUAAAAUUAAAUGGAAGAAUGGAUCAAAUAAGAAAAUAUUAUAUAGUACUGAAGAAAUUAAAAUCUCUAAUGAUAGUUUAAUUUUGGUGAAUCAAAUCUUCAACCAUGAUGAUUGUAAAGAUUUUCAACCUCUAGGAUUUAUUAAUAUUAUUUCCGAUAAAAUUUUUUAUGGUUCAUUAAAUUCAGAAAAUUCAAAACGUCCGAAUGUAAUUGUUUAUCUACCAAUUCCUCUGAAAUUACUAUGA